Messenger RNA from Lotus japonicus, 1169 nucleotides. Its product is annotated as protein PHOSPHATE-INDUCED 1-like. NCBI's taxonomy places the organism in Eukaryota, Viridiplantae, Streptophyta, Magnoliopsida, Fabales, Fabaceae. The record is from RefSeq and is a predicted model, not a curated record. Bases 100 to 1032 code for a protein of 310 amino acids. The transcript has a single exon.
GAUUUUCUCUUCUCCAUCAUCUCAUCUUACAAUUUUACUGCCUUCUUCUUCAUAGCACAAUUUUCUUUAGCUUCUCUGAUCUCGCUACAUAAAACACAAAUGGCCUCCAGUGUUCUUAUCUUCACUCUUUUCCUCACUUUUUCCUUACUUCAUCUGAGCUCAGCCCGGAGGCUCACUGAAUCAGAAACCCAACUACUAAAAUUCCAAUACCACAAAGGCCCUCUCCUCACCGGCAAAAUCUCGGUGAACCUCAUAUGGUACGGCAAAUUCAACCCAUCCCAACGCGCCAUCAUUGCAGAUUUCAUCACCUCCCUCUCCUCAUCCCCCAAAUCCACAACAUCACAACCCUCUGUCGCCACAUGGUGGAAAACCACCGAGAAAUACUACCACAACAAAUCACCCAAGCUCUCACUCUCUCUAGGAACCCAAAUCCUUGAAGAGAAAUACUCUCUUGGAAAAUCACUCACCACCAACCAAAUCAUCAAACUCGCAUCAAAAGGUCCCCAGAGAAACGCCAUCAACGUGGUUCUCACCUCCGCUGAUGUGGUAGUGGAAGGUUUAUGCUCCAGCAGGUGCGGGACCCAUGGUUCCUCUUCUGGCGCACGCAUGAACGGAAAGAGAUCAUCCAAGUUUGCAUACAUUUGGGUUGGUAACUCUGAGACUCAGUGCCCUGGUCAAUGCGCGUGGCCGUUCCACCAACCCAUUUACGGUCCACAGAACAAGCCUCUUGUUGCGCCCAACAACGAUGUCGCUUUGGAUGGAAUGGUGAUCAAUGUGGCGAGUCUGUUAGCUGGGACCGCCACGAAUCCUUUCGGGAAUGGCUACUUUCAGGGACCUAAAGAGGCGCCUUUGGAGGCUGCGUCGGCUUGCACCGGCGUGUAUGGGAAAGGAGCUUACCCUGGCUACGCCGGGAACCUCUUGGUGGACCCCACAACUGGUGCUAGUUACAAUGCUAACGGCGUUAGUGGAAGGAAAUAUCUGCUACCCGCGCUCGUUGACCCUAAAACCUCAGCCUGUUCCACGUUGGUCUAGUUCAUGAAAUAUGUUUUAGUCACUUUUAGUUUUAUUUGUAGCAGUUAGGCAACGAUAAUUCUUUGAUUUGUUCAUUCAUUUUUGUUGUAAACUGAAUAAGAUUAUAGAAAUAUAAAAUUGAGUUCAAGUUUUUUUUU